Molecule: messenger RNA, 900 nt
Organism: Echinops telfairi (small Madagascar hedgehog)
Lineage: Eukaryota; Metazoa; Chordata; Mammalia; Afrosoricida; Tenrecidae
Gene: FITM1
Product: fat storage inducing transmembrane protein 1
Exons: 2
Coding region: 1-873 (290 amino acids)
Biological process (GO): lipid droplet organization; phospholipid biosynthetic process; lipid storage
Cellular component (GO): endoplasmic reticulum membrane
Source: RefSeq, a predicted model, not a curated record
AUGGAGCGGGGGCCGGUGGUAGGGUCAGGGGCGGGGGCCCGGAUCCGGGCCCUGCUGGGCUGCCUGCUGAAGGCGCUGCUCUGGCUGGCCUCUGCCUUGCUGUACUUUGGAAGCGAGCAGGCCGCCCGCCUCCUCGGUAGCCCCUGCUUACGGCGCCUCUACCAUGCCUGGUUGGCGGCAGUGGUCAUCUUUGGGCCCCUUCUACAAUUCCAUGUCAACCCGCGGACUAUCUUCGCCAGCCACGGCAACUUCUUCAACAUAAAAUUCGUGAAUUCAGCCUGGGGCUGGACGUGCACCUUCCUCGGGGGCUUUGUGCUGCUGGUGGUCUUCCUGGCCACCAGGCGAGUGGCCGUGACCGCACGGCACCUGAGCCGCCUGGUGGUGGGGGCAGCGGUGUGGCGGGGGGCUGGCCGGGCCUUCCUUCUCAUUGAGGACCUGACGGGCUCUUGCUUUGAGCCUCUGCCCCAGGGACUGCUGCUUCACGAGCUGCCCGACCGGCGCAGCUGCCUGGCUGCCGGCCACCAGUGGCGGGGCUACACCGUCUCCUCGCACACCUUCCUGCUCACCUUCUGCUGCCUGCUGAUGGCGGAGGAAGCAGCCGUGUUCGCCAAGUACCUGGCCCACGGCCUGCCUGCCGGCGCCCCACUGCGCCUGGUCUUCCUGCUGAACGUGCUGCUGCUGGGCCUCUGGAACUUCCUGCUCCUCUGCACCGUCAUCUACUUCCACCAGUACACUCACAAGGUGGUGGGGGCCGCGGUGGGCACCUUCGCCUGGUACCUCACCUACGGCAGCUGGUAUCAUCAGCCCUGGUCCCCGGGGAGCCCUGGCCACGGGCUCUUCCCUCGCCCCCAAGCCAGCCAUAAGCAUAACUGAAGAAAUAAAGGCACAGCAGGCCUGCUA